AAUUCGCCGCGGAGUGUCAUAAACAUAACCAAAAAAUAGAAGUAAAAAAAACGUUUAAGAAAAGACGCCGCACUUAUCCUAAACAAUUUGUGUUUUCAUUAUAUAAAUAAAAUUACUCCAAUUUCUAUUGUUUUAAUCAGUAAGAUUUGAAGUAUAUACAAUGGAUAUUCGGCCAAAUCACACAAUUUACAUUAAUAAUCUCAAUGAAAAAGUAAAAAAAGAAGAGCUUAAGAAGUCUUUGUACGCCAUAUUCUCCCAAUUUGGUCAGAUUCUUGAUAUUGUGGCUAUGACGACACUGAAAAUGCGUGGACAAGCUUUUGUUAUUUUUAAAGAAAUCUCUAGCGCUACCAAUGCUUUGCGUACAAUGCAAGGUUUCCCGUUUUAUGACAAACCCAUGAGAAUUCAAUAUUCCAAAACGGACAGUGAUCUGGUAGCGAAAAUGAAGGGGACUUUCAAGGAGAGACCGAAAAAAGUAAAACCCCCAAAACCUAUAUCAUCAGAAGAUAAGAAGGCUAAAAAAACAAAGAAUGUUAAUAAUGCAGAUGCUUCUGGAACAAAUGCUUCUAGUACAACUGAACAGCCACCAAAUCAAAUUCUCUUCCUCACGAAUCUGCCUGAAGAGACUAAUGAGAUGAUGCUGUCAAUGUUGUUUAAUCAAUUUCCUGGUUUUAAGGAGGUGCGAUUGGUACCCAAUCGCCAUGACAUUGCCUUUGUGGAGUUUGCCAGUGAACUUCAGAGCAGUGCUGCUAAGGAAGCGCUACAGGGCUUCAAAAUCACUCCUACACAUGCAAUGAAGAUAUCUUUUGCAAAGAAAUAAAUUGUAUACUAAGCUUA
This is a messenger RNA of Phlebotomus papatasi, 834 nucleotides long. RefSeq names its product U1 small nuclear ribonucleoprotein A (gene snf). The record is from RefSeq and is a predicted model, not a curated record. Gene Ontology annotation, molecular function: U1 snRNA binding. Bases 161 to 817 code for a protein of 218 amino acids. Gene Ontology annotation, biological process: mRNA splicing, via spliceosome. Gene Ontology annotation, cellular component: U1 snRNP. The transcript is spliced from 2 exons. NCBI's taxonomy places the organism in Eukaryota, Metazoa, Arthropoda, Insecta, Diptera, Psychodidae.